Messenger RNA from Striga asiatica, 884 nucleotides. Lineage: Eukaryota; Viridiplantae; Streptophyta; Magnoliopsida; Lamiales; Orobanchaceae. The record is from the annotation of a GenBank genome assembly.
CCGAAAGCGCGAGUUGUAGAAGAAGUUUUAGCUCGGUUAAGCAAAAAAACAAAUAAAUAUAAGAAAAGGCUUAUUUUCAUUUUUCAUUGGAAAUAAAUAUCACUGUGAAGGAGUGAGAGGAGAGAGUGAACAAAAGGGUUUCUGCAAAAAAACGAUGCCGUGCCUGAACCUCUCGACCAACGUCAGCCUUGACGGCGUUGACACGUCCGCCAUCCUCUCCGAAGCCUCCUCCACCGUCGCCAAGCUCAUCGGAAAACCUGAAGCUUAUGUAAUGAUUGUGCUGAAAGGAUCUGUGCCGAUCGCAUUUGGAGGUACCGAACAGCCGGCAGCUUAUGGAGAACUCAUCUCCAUUGGAGGUCUAACCUCUGAUGUGAACAAGAAACUUAGUGGUGCUAUUGCUAGCAUACUCGAGUCCAAGCUUUCUAUCCCGAAAAACCGAUUCUACCUCAAAUUCUAUGAUACAAAGGCCUGUCAGAGCCAAGAAUAUGCACAGUGUCUGCAUGCUUUACACCAGUACUAGAAAAUCAUGGCUCCAACUUUGGGUGGAAUGGAUCGACCUUCUAGGUUUCUAAUUUCUUAAGUUUCGAGUUGGUGCCUAUUUUAUGAACUUAUUAUGCAUGAAAACCCCAUUUCGUUGUGCUGCAUGUGAUGAUGCAUCGGAUCUGUGAUUAAAUGAUAUCUGGCGUAAUGUAUUAGCUAAUUGGCAACUUUUAUAAUUGAUGUGUUCUUUUACGCGUGUUAUCUAUUUUCAUAGUAAAGAAAAGAGUAUGAACUCCAAUCUUCUUAUGUUUGAUUUCAUAUUUCGUUGAAAUUGGAUUUUCAACACUUGCAGAUAUUGCUAGGAGCUAAAAGAAUUAUUAUUAGGCUAUGUUUGGUAAAUCUCG